AUGAACCUGUCAGACGUCACUAUCAUUUUGUUUUUCAUGUUACUUAUCCUUUUUCAGCACAGCCGUACUUACCACAGGGCUUUGUUCUAUGGCACUGCUUGUGACGAAGCCAUUUUGACAUAUGUCCCUCAAGAUUUGGAUGGUAUCAUACGUGUGCAUAUGUGGAUUGGUGGAGCGCAUUUUUCUAACUCUCAUGGCACUCCUCCAUCUACGGUCUUCAUUGAUCGCUUCCCUGGCUCCUCACUUAGUCUUUUCCGUGAUGCUUAUAGUGUUGUCUUCCUUUCUCAAGAUCCUUUGUUACCCCUCAAUAGUGCUCAUCUCUCUUGCACGGACUCUCUGAAUCCUUGGCGUGGAGACAUACUAGUGCUUAGACAUAUAGGCCACAAUCCUCAGCUCGUGCGAUCCAUGUCGUUAGAUGAAAAAGCUCUUGUUGAUGCUUUUUUGGCGAGCCUUUCUGUUCUUAUGUUGGGUUCUGAUUGA
Suillus plorans is the source of this 480-nucleotide messenger RNA. RefSeq lists its product as uncharacterized. The transcript is spliced from 2 exons. Lineage: Eukaryota; Fungi; Basidiomycota; Agaricomycetes; Boletales; Suillaceae. The record is from RefSeq and is a predicted model, not a curated record. Bases 1 to 480 code for a protein of 159 amino acids.